UAAACCAACAACAAUGAGAGGGUGCGCAUUGCCGUUAAGCAAAAUGGCGCCUCCACCCCAUUUGGUGAAUGGCAUAAAGUCCUUCCCUUUUCCGAUUGCUGCAACUCACUCUCUCACCAUUCACAUCCCAAAACCAAAAGCCUCCUCAACUUUCCUCUCUACCCAUCACCCAAAGCCCCAUUCACACUUCUCAUCUUCUUCUUCUUCAACUUCAGUUGCUGCCCAACAACAAGAACAACAAGAACAAGAUGAAGAAGAAAACUUUCAACUACUGACAGCUCUAAAAAGUGAUUACAAUGACAUAAUGAUAGUGGACACCCCAAAAUCCAGAAUUUUACUCCUUGAUUCAUCUCAUAAUAUUCACAGCAUUCUCUACAAGGAGCAAAAGUGGACUGGUUCCUACUGGGAUGAAUUUGCCAGCUUGCCAGCUAUUGUUCCAAAAGGUCCCAUUGCUAUCUUAGGUUUGGGUGGUGGAACUGCUGCUCAUCUGAUGCUUGACUUAUGGCCUUCUUUGCAGCUUGAAGGCUGGGAGAUUGAUCAAAUUUUGAUUGAUAAAGCAAGAGAUCUUUUUGGGCUAUCUGAUCUGGAGAAGAGAACAGAAGAUGGUGGCAUUUUAAAUGUUCAUAUUGGUGAUGUCUUCGUUCCCUCAGCAGAUUUGCAGGGAAGAUAUGCUGGCAUUGUAGUUGACUUGUUCUCUGAUGGAAAAGUUUUGCCUCAGCUGCAAGAGGUUAGUACCUGGUUGGAAUUACAUGAGAGGUUGAUGACCAAUGGCCGUUUUAUGGUGAACUGCGGUGGCAAUGAUGGGGGAUCAAGUGUCAGUGAUGGAAGUACUGAUCCAGAAAUUUUAUCAAAUGAUGAGAUAUGGCUAUUGAAUCCAACAUUGAAAGCAUUAUCCACUGCAUUUCCUGGACAACUAAGUUGGAAGAGAAUGGCAAAGGAAAAUGGUGCAAAUUUUAUGGCACUUACAGGAUCCUUGCCUGAUCUGAAAUCUUGGUCUGCUAGUGUCCCAUCUCCUCUGAGCGCAAGUGUGAAAGACUGGAGAUCUUGUGGGCUGGUUUCUGGAAUUUGAUCUUACCACUUCAUAGCUAACGUGACAAUUGUUUUGCAGGGAAAUAAGUCAAAUUAGUUUUCUGGAAACUUCUUCAAACUAUUAUUUUCUCAUUUUCUUGAUGAUAAAUGGAUAUGUAUACUAUGGCAUAAUUGCUGUGCAGAAA
Molecule: messenger RNA, 1214 nt
Organism: Gastrolobium bilobum
Lineage: Eukaryota; Viridiplantae; Streptophyta; Magnoliopsida; Fabales; Fabaceae
Exons: 8
Coding region: 14-1069 (351 amino acids)
Source: RefSeq, a predicted model, not a curated record